GUUUCUAUCGAAUACGAUUGAAUUGUUUUAACGUUUGAUGCGUUUUAAAUUCAAAUUAUCCUUGAUAAUACUCAGAAAUACGUAAUAUUUUCCAUUUUCCUUAUCUGAAUGAAAACGCCUUAUUUCUUAAAGUAACGUAUGUCGUUUCCUGUUUGGAAAUUCCCAGGGUUGUAUAAAUCUGUUGUAUCUUGUUUCUACGUAUUGAUUCCGCUAACAUUUGAGUUAAUUCAUUUGUUUCAAUUGACCAUUAAGAUUCCAAUUAGAGAUUGUUGAAAGUAGAACGCAAACUGAAUGUUUGAAUCUAUAUUCCUUAACAACAAUUGAUUGAUUUAUUUUAUUCUACUUGGUUAUAGAUAAAAGGAAAAUUCUUAUAGACAGACCAGUAUUUGAAGGAAGUUCAGUAUUAAAUAUAUUUUGAGAGCCUUGUUUGAAGAAAAAUAUACAGCAUGGAUGGAAAGACCUUAAGAUGGACAUUGGGAGUAAUGUUACAAACACUGGACCAUAUAUAGAAACAGUUCGUUCAUUACACCAAACAGUUACAGCUCUGAGAACUGCCUUAGAAGAGAGUAAAAAAGAAAUUCUCCAUCUCAAAACAAAAGUUUGGCCGAUUGAUACUAUUGAACAAUCCUUAACUGCUCUUGCCAUAGAAAAUCAUGCUCUCCGAAGAAAACUACUAGAAGGUAAUGAUUCUGCGGGAAAACCACCUGAAGAAAAAGUUGUUUUGACUAAACCAAGUAACAAUGAAGUUAAUACUGUCCCUCCUUUAGAGACAACAACAAAUCUUGAUAAUUUACAAGCAAAUUCUGAAGUAUGUACCCCAGAGUUAGAAGUAGGAGAUUCUCUUGAAGAAAACAAAAAGGCACAAUCAAUUAGAGAAACUGCAUCUUCUGCAGAAAAAGAUGAUAGUUCCUCUACUCAACUUAAAUCUGAAUUUGUGAAUAAUAAACAUAUAUUGGAAGAUAAAGAUAAUGUAGAGAAGUCUGUCUUCAAAACAGAUGAAAAAGAAUUUAACAAAAAUUCUAAUUCUAUUUAUAGAGACACAGAUGUGACUCGAGAGGAACCUGAAACUGUUUCUUUGAAGAUUGAUUCUCAAAAGCAAUCUCUUAUAAAUAUUGAUGCUAAAGAAAAAAUUAAGCCUAGCUUAGUGAAUAUUGCAUUAUCUCCUUCCUCUGAAAUCACCAAAAUUAAUGGAAAAAAGAACAAAAAGAAGUUGAAUAAAGUUAAGGAGGUUUAUUUUGCUGAUAAUUUACAAAAAAGUGGUUUGAAUUCAGUGAAUGAAACAAAAAAGGCCAAAAGGGAAAAACGAUUGAGUAAAAAACAAUUAAAAUUGUCAACAGUCCCAGGACUCAGAAGUGUUCACAAAAAUAAAAUAAGGGCCUCUGUUCAUAUAAGAGCAAAAACAUUUGAUGAUAAUAAAAAUUCAAAAUCUUUAGAUAGUCUUACUAUUGUUAAAACUCCUCUAAGGGAGUUGACAUUUUCAAAAUCCGCACAGUUUUUCAAUUUGAAUAGUAAGAUAACUUGUGAAAUAACUAAUAACAUUUUAAAUAUGUCAGAUGAUAAAAAUAUGAAUUCAAACAAUACAUUUCCAACUGAAGAAGAAAACAAUUUUACUGAUAAAGUUGAAGAUAAAUGCCAAAAUGACGCAGAACAGGAGCCAGAAGUGGAUGAUAUUGAAUUGAUAUUCACAACAGAUGAUACAAAGGAGUCAGAUUUCAAGGAGCAACUGGUUUCAAUCGAUUCAAUUGAAAGGCAAAAUAAUGCUAGUGGUGUUAAGUUGCUAGCUCCUGAUAAUGAUCAAAGUUUAGACAUUUCUGAUAGAGAAUUGGAUGAUGAUGUUUUUGGUGGUUCAUUUGAACAGGAAAAUCAAGAAUGCAAUUUGCAAGUUUUUCAAUUGGAAAGAGAUAAUUCCCAGUUGUACAAUUCAAAGUCCGACAAUUCAAUUAAUCAAGAAGACAAGAGUUUGAGAAGUUAUUAUUCAUAUCAGGAUUCAAGUUUUGAAAAUAAAUCAAUGGAAAAAGAUGAGAGUUUUGAUAGAUUCGAAGAAAGGAUCAGAAUUGUGGAAACUGAUAUUUCGAAAGUUGGUAUUCAGGAAAUUGAAUAUGCAGGGAUCAGAAGGAAUACAUGCCCCAAUCCUAUGCAAUACAGGCCCCUCCUACACAGAGAAGCAAUCAAUAAGGGUCUUAACGUUAAGAAGAGUAGGCCAAUUUUGGCACAUUCCAAUGCGAUAAGGAAAGAAUCUGGUGCACAAACUGAUAUUUCUGCUCUUCCUGGGUCUGCUUGGAGGUCUGAAAGUAGCUUAGCCAAUAAGGCCCAUCUGGGUGAGAACUUCACUACUUUACCAUCAAAAUUCCCUCUUCCUGGAUCUCGUUUGAAAUUGUCUGAAAAGAACACAGUCGAAGCACGAAGAGUUCUGUUAUCAGACAUCGGUUUCACCAGCAUGGUGCCUGAAUUGUCAAGAUCCGCCGACCAUCUAUGUCCCACUGCCCUCAAACCGCCUGUAACCACUUACGGUCAAUUUUUGAGAACCCCAGAACUCUAUUCUCCAGCAGCCUAUACUAGUCAACGUUUCACAUGGACUACAACCACUGCCACCCCAAGUGACGGAAGUCAGUCACAUUCCCGUUACAGCAUUAAUCCCCUCACUCCACCAAUUCAGACAAGAAGGUGCUCGGCACCCGUUUCUCCAUCAAGAAGGGGCACACUCAAGAGCACUUCCUCCAGAGUUCGUUUCGCAAAUGGAUCCCUCCCGGAACUGAGAGGAGAUUGGACUCAAAUGACAGCUGACAGCGGUGACUCAACGGACAGUCUGGUUGAAGAAGCAGAAAAUUAUUUGAGAAGAUCGAUCGACUGUAUAUUGGGUACUUCAAUGAAAAAUGAUUAUAGCGAUUCGAGAAGGAAUAUUCUUCGAAGAGCAUCUGCACCUGAAUCCACAAGCGAUAAUACUCCCCCCCAGGGCUGGCAACCUUUCCUGCCUAGACAGCCCAGAGACUUGAAACCAGAUCAUUGGGUCAAAGUCAUAACCCCGGAGGGUAAAGUCAAAGGAGGCAGGGUGCGAUACAUAGGACCUGUAGCAGCGCAGAUUGAGAUAUUUGUUGGCGUUCAGUUGGCAGUCCCAGAAGGGCAUUCUGACGGUACUUACAAUACAAGGAGAUACUUCCAAUGUGAACCGUACCAUGGAAUAUUUGUUCCAUUCAAGAAGGUCAUCAUGGGAUGGAGACCUUAAAGUAAUCAUAUACGUAAGUAGUUAUUAUGUGAAGGGAGACGUUGUUCAUUAUUUCAGGAAAUCUAAUUAUAUGUACCUGCAGACCUAUCCUAAAAAUGUGCCAUAUUAAACUGAAAAGUUUUGAUGUGUUUAUUCGUCUCUUAGCAUCAUAUUUUAUAUUUUUGUUAAUUUUGUAUUCUUUCUGAACUAAAAAUGAAAAUCAUUAUUUACUUAUCUAGUUUUUAUAUCAAAGCUUUUCAGUAGUGAAAAAUGGGAAAAACAGGACUAC
This is a messenger RNA of Harmonia axyridis, 3491 nucleotides long. RefSeq lists its product as uncharacterized. The transcript is spliced from 6 exons. The record is from RefSeq and is a predicted model, not a curated record. Bases 467 to 3223 code for a protein of 918 amino acids. Lineage: Eukaryota; Metazoa; Arthropoda; Insecta; Coleoptera; Coccinellidae.